AUGGCUAAAUCUAAAAUAAACGUUCCAUUAGUGGAAUUCUUAAAAAAUCGAAUUUAUUUGGCUGCUUAUGACCAUACUCCUCAAGAUACAGAUGAUUUAGUUCACUUCACUGUCGAAGACGCCUUACCUUAUAAUGCCUUCCAUUUAGACUUUGGGCCUUUACAUAUUGGGAAUUUAUAUAGAUUUGCUGUUGUUUUACAUAAUAUCUUGAAUGAAGAAUCAAAUCAAGGGAAAGCCAUUGUAUUUUAUAGUUCAACAGCCCCUAAAGAAAGAUCAAAUGCUGCAUGUUUAUUAGCCUGUUAUAUGGUAUUAGUUCAAUCCUGGGCUCCUCAUCAAGUAUUACAACCUUUAGCUCAAAUUGAUCCUCCAUUUCAAGGAUUUAGAGACGCGGGUUAUUCCAAUGCUGAUUAUGAAAUUACUAUUCAAGAUGUGGUUUAUGCCAUGUGGAGAGCUAAAGAAAGAGGUAUGGUGGAUUUAACUACAUUUAAUUUAGAAGAAUAUGAACAAUAUGAAAGAGUCGAUCAAGGUGAUUUUAACGUUAUUUCAAAAGAUUUUAUUGCAUUUGCUUCACCUCAACAAAGUAAAAAAGGUGGUUUAAAUGAACCAUUUAAAAAAGUUUUAAAUUUCUUUAUGUCAUCAAAUGUUCAAUUAGUUGUAAGAUUAAAUUCUCGUUUAUAUGAUGCCAAUGAAUUUACAAAAAGAAAAAUGAAACAUAUAGAUAUGAUAUUUGAUGAUGGUACUUGUCCAACUAUGGAAUAUGUUCAAAAAUUCAUUGGUGCAGCCGAAUGUAUUAUUAAUAAAGGUGGUAAAAUAGCUGUGCAUUGUAAAGCAGGGUUAGGUAGAACUGGUUGUCUUAUUGGUGCUCAUCUUAUAUAUACUCAUGGUUUCACAGCUAAUGAAUGUAUAGCUUAUAUGAGAAUGAUUCGUCCUGGUAUGGUGGUUGGCCCCCAACAACAUUGGCUUUAUUUACAUCAAAAUGAUUUCCGUGAUUGGAGACAUACCAUGGUAUUAGAUAAUAGACCCGAUGAAUUUAUUGGAGGAUUAUUUUCAUUAUGUCAAUAUGAUGAAUUUAAGAGUAGAAUGAAACAAGAAGCAAAACAAAGAAAAUUACAAGUUCAACAAAGUUCACCUAUUAGUGGAAUGGAUUCUUCAUUCCAUACUCCUAUAAGAAGAAGAAAAAUAAGUGGAGCAUUAGCUGCUAAAAUUCAAAUUGCAGUUCCAAUGGAAUCUCCAGGUCAACCAAGAAAAUAUAAAGAUAGUGAAGAAUCAGAAACUAUUGAAUUAAUAAAUAAUUCCGAUGAAGAAAAUAUAGAAACUAUAGUAACGACCACUAAAGAUGAAAAUGAAAUCAUUGUGGAUGGAGAUGCUAUGUCAAUAUCACCCACCAGAGAUGAUUCAAAUGAUUGGAGAGUAUUAAGAUCAAUUUCUUAUGGAACGAAUAAUCAACCUGUGCAACUCAUGAAAACAACCACUACUACAACCACAAGAACUGUAAGUACGACCUUAUCAUCAUCUCCUAAUGCACAAUCCCCUGGUAAUGGGAUAAAAUUCCCUAAAUCAAGAUCAAGUUCUCGAACUAACGCAAUGAUUCAGGCAAAAAGUCCCAGUUAUAAUGGAACUAGAGUUUCAUCGGCAGGAAUUCGCAAAAUAAGUGGGCCAAAUGGUAGAAAAUCGUAA
Scheffersomyces coipomensis is the source of this 1677-nucleotide messenger RNA. RefSeq names its product phosphoprotein phosphatase (gene CDC14). Lineage: Eukaryota; Fungi; Ascomycota; Pichiomycetes; Serinales; Debaryomycetaceae. The record is from RefSeq and is a predicted model, not a curated record. Gene Ontology annotation, cellular component: mitotic spindle; spindle pole; cytoplasm. Gene Ontology annotation, molecular function: protein tyrosine/serine/threonine phosphatase activity; protein tyrosine phosphatase activity; protein serine/threonine phosphatase activity. Bases 1 to 1677 code for a protein of 558 amino acids. The transcript is spliced from 2 exons. Gene Ontology annotation, biological process: protein dephosphorylation; positive regulation of cytokinesis; regulation of exit from mitosis.